This is a messenger RNA of Daphnia magna, 1249 nucleotides long. RefSeq lists its product as uncharacterized. NCBI's taxonomy places the organism in Eukaryota, Metazoa, Arthropoda, Branchiopoda, Diplostraca, Daphniidae. The record is from RefSeq and is a predicted model, not a curated record. Bases 163 to 1119 code for a protein of 318 amino acids. The transcript is spliced from 3 exons.
AGCUAGCCAAUCCAGGCCUGUCUGGUGCAUAUAGCUGCGAGCGACGCAAAGUCAUCGGAUGCAGCAAUCGUAUAAGAACGAUGGGUAAGCUUUCCGCCCUGUUCAGUAUUACAGUGCGUUUGUGGCAGGAAGCAACACCACGGCACUAUAAAGGCAAACACAAUGACCGUGACAACGUUUCGUGUUCCAGUUUACUUUAUAACGGGACUCGUGUUAUCGUCUUGGGUCUCCUUCAUCGAUCCCAUUUAUGCUGCCCCCUAUCUAGCCCCAUCAACAAGCCCCCGACAGCUGGUCAUGUUAUCCAGUGUUCCUAAAGGUUUAGAAACGGAUCCCGUGCCCACGAGAAACAUUACGGAAGAACCAGUAGUCAACAACUUAAACGAGAGUACCACACCUGCGCCCAAAAAGGCGAAUCAUUCUUUAGUUAGCGGCAAACUAUCUCAUUUAAAAAACAUUAUCAGCCCAAGAGCUGUCUUUUCUCUUUUUGGUUUUGGCGCGGACAAAGCAACUAAUUUGAUGAUCGGUGUUGAAAAUUUCCUUAACGCAAGGUCAGAUAUUGACGAAAUCGACAAUGCCAUAUCAAUGUUCAACAAACUAUUCCUCUCGAGAGGAUCGAAUGCUGUGAACGCUUAUUAUACUUUAUUCGCCAAUUUUUGGGUUAACUUCGAUGCUAUCUCGCAAUUCGUACGUGGUAUAGAAAAUCGAGUUGUCGUAAGGAGAGCAGAAAUCCAAGCUGAAAUAGCGGAAGAAGAAGCUAGCGAAGUUGUGGAGGAGACGUUGUUGUCCCUCACAGCUGCAAACGCACAGCUCGAAGAUUUCAAAAACACUUUAGAAAAUUUGAUCCGGCGUCGGGGCAUAGCAAGAAUAGGAGCAGCCACACGAAAUGACGAUGCCCAAGAGACACAGAAUGAACCGUCUUCUUCACUCCAUAUAGCGGACCAAAACAGCAAUGAAAUACAUGACGAGGAGGAAGAUGAACUAGACGUACCAGAGGAAAUGAAUUCUUUAGGGCAAGAAAUUCCAUCUCGUGAUGUGACGGUCAGCGAUCAUGCAUUUGCUAACCAAUAUGUUGAAGAUGAAGUUAACGACAUUGAUCCAUCUUUGGACACGGAAGAUUAAAAGGCACUUAAUUCCUAAUCAAAUACAAUAAACAAAUGCAUGUAUUUAUGAGUCUCGGAUAAUUGUGAUGUUUUUCGUUCUAGUAUGUAUAUAUUGUGAAGAUUUUAUUAAAUAUAAAUAACGAAACGUU